AUGGCAACGAUCAGCCUCGGCGACGCUCUGAGGGCCGGCGCCGAGAUCACGAUGACCGUGGAGCCGCGCCCGCCGACGCCGCCGCCGCCCGAGCCCGAGCCCGCGUGCCGCUGGGAGGCCAUGUGGAAGCGCGGCCUGGAGCCGGGCGACGCGUUUGAUGUUGGCGGCGUGUCCGGCGCGCUCGCGUCCUACCUCAAGCGCGCCCCGCGGCCGCCGGAGGGCAGCGCGGCCCUCGUGCCGGGCUGCGGCCGCGCCUACGACGCGCUGGCCCUGGCGCGGCACGGCUUCGACCGCGUAGUGGCCGUGGACAUCGCGCCGACGGCCGUGCGGGCGGCCAUGAGCUUCCUCGAGGACGAGGCCGACGGCUACGACGAGGACCUGGGCAUUUAUUACAUACAGAUCAAGGGGACGCGCUUCACGAAGAUCGAGGUGUACGAGGUCGACUUCUUCGACGUUCCAGAUAAGUUCGACUUCAUCUGGGACUGCACGUUCCUCUGCGCGCUCGACCCGUCGCUACGGGAGAAGUGGGCAACGAAGCAGAAGGCGCUCCUCGACGAGAACGGCACGCUGCUUUCCUGUAUUUUCCCCAUUUGCGAGAAGGUCGGCGGGCCGCCCUACGCGCUCUCGGUGCCGCUCGUGACGGAAUUAUUGAAGCCGGAGGGCUUCGAGGCCGUCGAGACGCGCGUCUGUGAGGGCGCCGAGCGGCACGUGCCCGGGGCGAUGGCCGGCGACGAUUGCCCCGGGACGGCGCUCGUCGCGUGGAGGCUGGGCAAGCCCGACGCCGUCGAGGCGACCAGGGAGAUAA
Pelagomonas calceolata is the source of this 805-nucleotide messenger RNA. The record is from the annotation of a GenBank genome assembly. Lineage: Eukaryota; Pelagophyceae; Pelagomonadales; Pelagomonadaceae.